AUGUAUGGAACGGAUAUGAACUCUGCGCCGGAGAUUGCAACACUACUAAAAUUAUCUCCAGUUGACAGAGGAUUCAGGGACUCAUUGGAGCUUCUUGAUGAUUUAGGAAUAAAGGCACAAAUGCCAAGUUUUUUAACGAAAGAUCAAAAACAGAUGAUUAUAACAGAUGAUGCCAAUACAAGCAGAUUAGUUACUAAGGUCCGAUGGGAAGUAGAGUCUGCUAAUGCAAGAAUCAAGAGAUGGAAAUAUCUGAGCAAUGUUUUACCAAAUAAACAAGUUCCAUAUAUCGGAGAUUAUGUUUGCAUUGUAUGUGGAAUAUCAAAUGAAUAUUUGCCGCCGUUGUCUCCAGGAUGUGAUAAUGAAGAAGCAUUGGCUGCAAAAAUGCUCCAUCUGUCGAAAAGAGUAAAUACACUGAAACAGAUGGUAGAAGAAGAAAAUUUGGAGAGUCGUAAAACAAUUCGGAAAGAGCCAGAUAAUACUUUAGAAGAUUUUCCACUUCUUGAUGAAGAAGAUCUUAGAAACAUAACGCAUAAUCAGGAUAUUUCUUAUGGAGUCCAGAAUUGGGGAGCAUAUCUAGAAGAUACAGCAUCAAUUCAACAAGCCGUAGAUGAAAGUGAGGAGCGUGUCGUUGAAGAAUAG
Molecule: messenger RNA, 639 nt
Organism: Mytilus trossulus (common blue mussel)
Lineage: Eukaryota; Metazoa; Mollusca; Bivalvia; Mytilida; Mytilidae
Exons: 5
Coding region: 1-639 (212 amino acids)
Source: RefSeq, a predicted model, not a curated record